UUUUGUCAAUAAUUUGGUAGUGGUGUUCACCAACCCAAUUUAUUUAAAGUUCACUAACAGUAUCGAGUAACUGAAAUUUCCGAUGGUUUUUAAUAUUUAAUUCAUUAAACAAAAUUCUGUUCGUAGGCUCCUCCUACAUGUAAGGUUAAUUUUGUGAUUCUAACCUAAAUUCAGAUUUUUAGAUCGUCAUGGUAUUUUUGUCUGUUAUAAACUGGGCCCGCUGUCGUGGACCCGACGAAUUUUGGAGAAAGCGACGGGUUUUUAGAUUAGCCGCUCAUUAUAUUGGCCGUCGACGAAAUUGUUAUUCGAUUGCAGUUCGAAAUGUUCACCGAGCUCUAGUUUAUGCAACCAAAGCAAGAAAGCUUAAGAAAGAAGAUAUGAAAAGUCUUUGGGACGUUAGAAUAACGGCUGCUUGUGAGCAACACAAUAUUACACUAUUCUCUUUAAGAGAAGGCUUGGACAGAGCUAAUAUAAUGUUGGAUAGGAAAUCUUUGUCAGACUUGGCUUCAUGGGAACCAAAAACAUUUGAAGCCCUCGCUGCUGUAGCUAAAUACAAACUUGAAACAGACAGAUUCAUAGAUGGACAAGAUAAAUGUCACCCCACAGGAAUAAAUCUAAACCUUAAGGAUGUGAUGUUAGAGGCAUGGUUGAAUGAAAAGAAAAAAUAAUUCAGAUGACGUUGUUUCUUUAUUUCUAGUUGUUAGCUGUAC
Molecule: messenger RNA, 710 nt
Organism: Bombyx mori (domestic silkworm)
Lineage: Eukaryota; Metazoa; Arthropoda; Insecta; Lepidoptera; Bombycidae
Gene: mRpL20
Product: ribosomal protein L20
Biological process (GO): translation; ribosomal large subunit assembly
Cellular component (GO): mitochondrial ribosome
Molecular function (GO): rRNA binding; structural constituent of ribosome
Source: RefSeq, marked provisional